This is a messenger RNA of Orbicella faveolata, 1874 nucleotides long. RefSeq lists its product as uncharacterized. The record is from RefSeq and is a predicted model, not a curated record. Lineage: Eukaryota; Metazoa; Cnidaria; Anthozoa; Scleractinia; Merulinidae.
AUGGCCAAAUCUUUAACAGUUCGUGUGGGUUCUUUGGGAGGCCUAAAUCUCCGUAUCAUGGAUUCAAGAUUGUGUUGCUGUAACAAUUCGUUCUAUGAUUUAAGUGACAACAACCUUGUUUAUGACCAACCACCAAUCACUGACGAUCAGUGGCACCACGUGUGCAUCACGUGGACCAAUGUCGAUGGCAAAGUUCUGGUUCUCUUGGAUGGCGUCUUUAAAAAAGCCGCCUUGGGAUAUAAGGUUGAUGUUACCAUUCCUAGUGGAGGAAUUAUGCGUAUUGGACAGCAACAAAGAGAGCUUGGAGGUGACCACAAUCCUGUGCAAAGCUAUCGUGGAAAGUUUGCCAAAAUAAACAUGUGGAACACAGUGCUAGAUGGGUCGGUGAUUGUAGCGUUAUGGAGCAGUCCCGGUGCCGAAAGUGGAGACGUCAUUUCGUGGGGAAACAUGCGCACUGCAUUGAUCAGUGGGAAUGUGAUGGUACAAGACGUCGCCAACAUGCAGCUUACAGCGCAAGAGAGUGACUUUGAUCUUUACUUUGCAUCUAAAUCAUCUGCUAAUUAUGUAGAAUACAAUUCAGCCGUGCCUUCACUUACCAAGUUUACUGCUUGCGUCUGGAUUAAGAUGUCCCAUAACGAUGAGGGACAUUACUUUUUCACCUACGCUACCGGUUCUUCUGCUCAAGCCAUUGCAUUGGGGUAUUACCCGGGCAGUUUAAAACUGCACUUUAAUGUCCAUACAACUAGCUGGCAAGAUUACACUUUGUCAACUGGUUUGCAUGACAAUGGCUGGCAUCACCUCUGCUUGACAUGGAGAAACACGGAUGGAAAGGCGUGUUUGUUUGUAGAUGGGAUCAAGCUGACGUGUGUAACUAACUACCAGACCGGUCAGACAAUCGCUGCAAAUGGAAAGUUUAUUCUGGGCCAGGAACAAGACUCAUUGGGUACAGUAGCUGAUGGGUUUAUUUGUUAUUGACCUUGCAUGAGGUCCGUUCUGGAGAGAUAUAUGUCGAGUUCUUUUUUUCUUUCUGUCGUUCUUUUUUUGUUUGUUUGUUUUUCUUUUUUUCUUUUUUCUUUUUUCUUUUUGCUGCGACUCGCUAAUUACAAAAAAGAACGAGACCAUUAUUUUCUAAUACGGACCGAUUAAGUUAAUAGUAUUUGUUAUAACGGCUUGUGUAAAACAAAAUUCUGCUGACAAAUUUAUGUGUCGUUGUAAGCCAUUCUCGCUAAAAGUGCGCGUGCAAAAGUCAAGAAUUCACUGACGUUUUUCGACCGUUUGCAGGUCGUUCGUUUGAAGUGGUUUUAAAAAUUCCACUUUUUCGCCUAUCAUGAAGGAAAAUUCUAGUGACUGUACUUAAGAGCAAACAGUUCUCUUUUGUGCAAUGUUUUGAGUAGUUUGGACGGUCUGUAUUGCAAAAUUAGGACCUCUUAAGUAACCAUUUAGUAUUGGUAUCAUUUUCAUCUUAGACCAGUUUUCCAUUGAAAGACAUGUACAGGUUAUUGAUUGUGUGGUGAUACCUGUAACAGAUGAAAGGCAACUGAGAUUUUUUUACUAGGGGUUGAGAGACAGGGGUGGGGGUUGACUUCACUUUUUCUCAUUGGGCUGUCAACGGUGGAGCCAAAAGGCCUGAAAAUGGGUUAUUUAGACCUUUUUUCAGUUCAGUUUAUGUUAAUCCUCUGUUGUACUUUCUGUGCUCCCGAGUCUACUCAAUGUAGUAGUAAGAAAACAGAAGGAUACUGGCUUACUCUUUAUCAUGAUCUCGAUCUUGAAACCUGUUCUAGAGGAACAGGGAUUGAAAUUCACAAAUGGUCGACUGAUAUUUAUCAUCCUUCAGCUACAAAAAAAUUAUUUCAGUACAUUGCAGUGUUCAUGUA